This is a messenger RNA of Lactuca saligna, 3127 nucleotides long. Lineage: Eukaryota; Viridiplantae; Streptophyta; Magnoliopsida; Asterales; Asteraceae. The record is from the annotation of a GenBank genome assembly.
UAUAAACGUUUAUAAAGUAUUGGUUGAUAUUUGGAAGCAGUUUAAUGCAUUUAUAUCCUUUUGUUUUUCAUAAUCCACUUUUUUAACUUUCGAUAAUACAAGAUACGUAAUUUUCUUCAAUUCGAAAUCUAGGGUUUCACUUCAUUGAUCUUUCAAGCUUCUUGUUGCGUUUCUUGUAAGCAGUUCUGCAGAUCUGAAUUCAGAUCGUUGAAGAUGUUUUGGCGUAUGACCGGUUUGUCCACUGUAUCUCCGGUGGACACAAUCUUGGAUCAGGAAAACUUUACACUAGAGGAGCUUCUUGAAGAGGAUGAAAUAAUUCAAGAAUGCAGAGCUCUUAAUAGCCGACUUAUCAAUUUCUCCUUUAAAUCUAUAUGAGCACAUCUUGGCUUCUUGGAUUCUGUAUGUUUUGCAGACUUGAGGGAAAGGACUCAAAUUGAACAGCUUUUGAGGUACAUAGUGGAAGAAGCUCCUGAGGAUGCUGCAAAAGGACGUGCUUUUAAGUACCCAUUUAUUGCUUGUGAGAUAUUUACCUGUGAAGUUGAUAUCAUACUCAAAACCUUGGUAGAGGACGAGGAGUUAAUGAACUUGUUGUUUUCCUUCUUGGAACCAGAACACCCUCAUUGUACUCUACUGGCUGGUUACUUCAGUAAAGUUGUUGCAUGCCUAUUGUUGCGGAAAUCGGCUCCUUUAAUCAACUACAUUCAAGCACAUCCAGACAUUAUCCAAAAGCUGGUUGACCUAGUAGGAAUUACAUCCAUCAUGGAGGUGCUUAUUCGUCUAAUUGGUGCUGAUGAAAAUCUCUACACCAGUUUUGCAGACUCAACAAAGUGGUUAGAAGACAUUGAUGUGUUAAAAAUGAUUGUUGAUAAAUUCAGUUCUUCAGAUUCUCCUCAAGUGCAUGCGAAUGCAGCAGAGACACUUUGUGCUAUAAGUAGAUAUGCUUCCCCAGGUUUAGCUGCUAAAAUAUCCAGUCCAAGUUUCAUAGCAAGAUUAUUUCAUCAUGCAUUGGGGGAAUCAAGGCCAAAAUCGGUUUUAGUGAAUGCAUUGUGUGUAUGUAUAUGUUUGUUAGAUCCAAAUAGACAAACAUCUGCAACAUCUUACUUCUAUAAUCGACAAUUGAUUCAUAAUUCAUCAGUAACAACAAAUCCAGAGAUUGUGGAAGGCAUGUUGGAGAGCUUAGGAAAUUUGUCAAAGCUGUUGGAAGUUUCAACAGACGAAAACGUUUUACUAACAACAUAUGGCAAGUUGCAACCACCUCUUGGGAAACAUCGCCUUAAGAUUGUUGAAUUCAUCUCAGUGCUAAUGAGUGUUAGAAGUGAAGCUGCAGAGAAUGAGUUAGUUCGCCUUGGUGUUUUAAGACGUAUUUUAGAAUUAUUUUUUCAGUAUCCAUACAAUAACUUCAUUCAUCACCAUGCUGAACAGAUUAUAGUUUGUUGCCUUGAGAGCAAGAAUGCUUCACUGGUUGAACAUAUUCUUGAGGACUGUAAUCUUGUCAGGAACAUUAUUGAUGCUGAGAAGAACAGUGCAUCCGAUACUGACAAAAAGAUUGAUUCGCCAACAGUCCUUGCUGAAGGAAGAGUGCCACCUAGGAUAGGGAAUGUUGGACACAUGACACGUAUAGCCAACAAACUCAUCCAAUUAGGGACUGAUAACACCUAUAUACAGGCACAUUUGCAGAAUAAUAGCGAAUGGGUAGAGUGGCAUGCAAAUGUACUUGAGGGACGCAAUGCACUUGAAAAUGUCUUACAGUGGGCUUGCGGGAGACCUACACCACUUCAUGAUCCAAGUAGGGAUAGUGAUGAUGAUGAUUACCAUGACAAAGAUUAUGAUGUGGCAACUUUAACCAAUAAUCUAAGCCAGGCGUUUGGGUAUGGUUUUUAUGAAAAUGCUGAUAGCAACGAGGUCUUGAAGAUGAACAAAGGGAAAGAAAUCAUGCCAACAUAUGUAUCACAAGAAGGGUCCAGUGUGUUGACCUCAAACGAAAAAUCAAAGAAAAUGGAAAGAGGAGAAAUGUCUGAAAUGCCCCAUAAUGUUCUUCAUCAUGAGUAUCAUCAUAAGGGUGCUAAUGGGAAUUGUCCUAAGGCUCCUCAAAAUUCAAUACACCCACGAAGAAUGAGUUUUGUUGACUUUGAACGGGAUAAAAGAGAUUUGAUGAGAAAGAAAAGACUAGUUGGUGAACAUAUAGAAGAUCUAAAGAGGGAGAUCAAAAGACUAAAACGACCUUCCUCUAAAAGAGACAAAGAAGAGAAACCCAGAGGGCAGUUUGCUUUAAAAGCUACAUCAUACAAAGUGACAAAGCAUGAGAAAGCGUGCAUGGAAAAUCAACACGUGUUUAUAGCAUUCACGUUUGAUACUUUUGGUUUCCUUGUGCAAGAUGUUGUGGAACUCCUCAGUAGACUCCACCCCACCAACAGGUCAUGCAUAGCUCAUGGCUCAAUGGAAGGAGAUGAUGAGGAUGUGUAUUUUGAUGAUGAAUCUGCUGAAGUAGUCAUAUCUUCACUUCAAUUGGGAGAUGACCAAGAAAGGGGAUCUCUUUUUACAAAUUCAAAUUGGUUUACUGCGGAUGAAGAGAAGGUGGAUUCCAAACCAUCAACUAAUGCCGCCUCACCUCCUCCCACCACCGAGGCAGCCCCUGGCGGCAAUGAUGGCGGUUUCACGCCGGAAAACAACGAUGAUUUGUCAGACACCGCCACGAGUUCAACCAAUGAUUCGAGACCCAGUGAGACCGAUAAACCACCGGAACAGGUUGACCGGAAAGAUUCCGGCGAACCAGGUGGCACCACCACCACCACCGCCACCGACCCCUCCGGAACAUCUCCGUUGAGCAGUGAACCUGAACCACUAAAGGUAGAGACUAGUGAUAGGGGAGAUGAAAGGGAGGCUUCAUCUUCCACUGCUGCCGAUGAAAUGGUGGCAGAGGGUGGCGGGCCGCCACGUUCUGAAACACAUACUGAUGGUGAAGAGAAAAAGUGAAUACUGUAAAUUUUGAUUUUUGGUUUUGGUGGGGUUGAGUUUUACUAAAAAUGUAUUUUUGAGAUUAGUUUUGGUGUAAAUUGUUAACGAAAUAGGGAUGACAAUUCUUUACCCUUGUCUUAGUUUUUUUUUUUUUUUUUUACUAAAUUGACGG